Messenger RNA from Callithrix jacchus (white-tufted-ear marmoset), 1183 nucleotides. RefSeq names its product eukaryotic translation initiation factor 1A, X-chromosomal-like. NCBI's taxonomy places the organism in Eukaryota, Metazoa, Chordata, Mammalia, Primates, Cebidae. Gene Ontology annotation, molecular function: translation initiation factor activity; RNA binding. The record is from RefSeq and is a predicted model, not a curated record. Gene Ontology annotation, biological process: translational initiation.
AAAAUUGAUUUUGCUGCUGCUGAGCGUGGACGCGGGCGGUUAAGACCUAGGUCGCGAGCUUCUCGCGCGCACGCUGCCUGGCCUCCAUCACCUGCUUCAUCCUGCGCUCUCUCUCGUGUCGCCCUUCGGAGCAGCAGCCGCCGCGACCGCCGCCACCCGGAAAGAAGUCAGAGACGCUGCGAGGUCGCUGCCACCGCCAUGCCCAAGAAUAAAGGUAAAGGAGGUAAAAACAGACGUAGAGGUAAGAAUGAGAAUGAAUCUGAAAAAAGAGAACUAGUAUUCAAAGAAGAUGGUCAGGAGUAUGCUCAGGUGAUCAAAAUGUUGGGAAAUGGACGGCUAGAAGCAAUGUGUUUCGAUGGUGUAAAGAGGUUAUGUCACAUCAGAGGAAAAUUGAGAAAAAAGGUUUGGAUAAAUACCUCCGACAUAAUAUUGGUUGGUCUCCGAGACUACCAGGAUAACAAAGCGGAUGUAAUUUUAAAAUACAAUGCAGACGAAGCCAGAAGUCUGAAGGCAUAUGGCGAGCUUCCAGAGCAUGCUAAAGUCAAUGAAACGGAUACAUUUGGUCCGGGAGAUGAUGAUGAAAUUCAGUUCGAUGACAUUGGAGAUGAUGAUGAAGAUAUUGACGACAUCUAAACUGAACUCAAGAUUUCACAUUCCAUCUUUCUCAAGAUUGCCCUACAAUUUGGAUUUUGGCCAUGACAAAGAAGAUUAAAAUUUCAUUAGCAUGAAUACAGUUUGUUAAAACAGACUGAUUUGUUCCUAAGGUAUUUUUAUUUCUUUUAAAACUGGUAAUGCUGAAUUAUCUUAAGUGAGAUGUUAAGCCCACUUCGCUCUUUUAAUAUAGUGGAGCUUAUGGGUAGAAGACCACGUCUACUAAUUAAAAAAAAAAAUAGAUUGCUGCUUUUCCUACCACUUCCAAUAAGAAAAUGGAUGUUUUAAAGAAAUAAUUUGCCUUGUCCUCGUUAUGGAAUAUGAUUAAGCCUGGCCUCUUGAUUGUAUAGAGCAUUGUGUAUAUUCCAAUUACCUAGGUAUUCCCUUUAGAUUUUGAUACAAUUUGAGGGAGGCAGAAAUGUGCAUUUGAAGUAAAAAAUAAGUCUUGUCAUAUUUAAGUAGUCUGUGGCUAUUUUUAUACUGAUUUUGAUAUCGUAUUCUUUUCAAAAUCGUAUUUUGCCACCAUAAUCAU